AUGAGGACCUUUGGCUUUGUGACCACAGAGACUCAGGUGGUGUGCCUUCAGAUUCACACCACUCCAAAAGCCGUGAACAGAGGAAGAUACUUGGAAAGCAACCUCAUGGAGGAUUCCCAGAAUUCAGAGGAGAAAUGCAAGCAUCCCUGGAGACAACAAGUCUGUGACCUUGCACUGCAUUUGGUGACUCUCAGUCCAUCCAAGAAGGUGAGAGGAGAGCCCACCACCAGCAUGAAGCACCUGCUGUAUGCCAGGGGAGAGAUGGUCAAGGAUAUUCGCAAAUACUUCUCUGAGGAAGAGUGGGCAAACAUGGGAAAAUCAGAGAAAUUAACCUAUGUCAGCAUGAAGAAAAGCUACGAAAUCAUGACUUCUCUAGGUCUCACAGCCAAACUCCCAGAUUUUAUGCGCCCUAAGAAUCGGGCCACAGAAUUUCCUGAGCAUAAUUCUGAUGAAGCUCAGAACCCCGGGAAUCAGGGAAUCAGGAAAGAAAAGACUAAUGUCUGGGCCCACAGGCUGAGGGAAAGAAAGUACCAUAUUGUGUAUGAAGAGAUCAGUGACCCCGAGGAAGAUGACUAA
Messenger RNA from Miniopterus natalensis, 576 nucleotides. The record is from RefSeq and is a predicted model, not a curated record. Lineage: Eukaryota; Metazoa; Chordata; Mammalia; Chiroptera; Miniopteridae.